Molecule: messenger RNA, 635 nt
Organism: Vicia villosa (hairy vetch)
Lineage: Eukaryota; Viridiplantae; Streptophyta; Magnoliopsida; Fabales; Fabaceae
Exons: 2
Coding region: 90-635 (181 amino acids)
Source: RefSeq, a predicted model, not a curated record
CAUUUCAUUGAAACUAAUUUCCUCAAGUUUCAUUUUAUCAUUAUCAUAGUUCUUUGAAACUUUAAAGCAAACAAGAGCAAAAAUUAGAAAUGGAGUCAACUUUGCAUCCAAAAAUUGAAUCAAUGGAUACUCAAGAAUCACACCUUUUCAUUGUUCACAUUCCUGAUGGUUUUGCAACAGGAGAUAUUGGUGCUAAAGUUGAGUAUGAUUUUGGAAGGGUGAGAGUUUUUGGUGAGAGAUCAAUUGGAUCAAAUAAAAUGAUACGUUUCAAUGAAAAGCAUCAAGUUCCAUCACAUUGUGACAUUGGCAAUAUUAUAGGUAAGUUUGAUGGAAAAACUGUCACCAUCAUAAUGCCAAAUAUUCCAAGUAAAGUUCCUCAACAAAACACUUCUCAUCAUCAAGAUCCUAAGAAAACAUUCAUAGAGAAAGGAAAGGAAAUGAUCAAUGAUAAAUUCCGCGAUGAUAAUGACGAUGACGAGAAAAAGAGUAAUGAAAAGAGCUUUCCUGAAUCGUUCCUCGCAAAGAGGUUCAAUGAAGAAAAUAGACAAAAGUUAAUAUACACCGGUGCAACAAUUCUUGUUGUCGCACUCGAUGUUUAUGCUUCCUACAAGUAUCGUUCCUCGCGUCGAACAUAA